This is a messenger RNA of Phaethon lepturus (White-tailed tropicbird), 1719 nucleotides long. RefSeq names its product intraflagellar transport protein 81 homolog. Gene Ontology annotation, molecular function: tubulin binding. Gene Ontology annotation, biological process: cilium assembly; intraciliary transport. Gene Ontology annotation, cellular component: cilium; centrosome; intraciliary transport particle B. The coding region runs from base 13 to 558 and encodes 181 amino acids. The transcript is spliced from 6 exons. NCBI's taxonomy places the organism in Eukaryota, Metazoa, Chordata, Aves, Phaethontiformes, Phaethontidae. The record is from RefSeq and is a predicted model, not a curated record.
AAACUGAAUGCUAUGGUGGCAGAGAAGAAGGCAAGCCUAGCUCCUGUUAUCAAAGAACUGAGACAGUUGCGUCAAAAGUGCCAAGAAUUAACUCAAGAAUGUGAUGAAAAAAAGAUCCAAUACGACAGUUGUGCAGCAGGGUUAGAGAGCAAUCGCUCUACACUGGAACAGGAAGUGAAAGGACUUCUUGAGGAGUGCGUUCAGGAAGAAAGCAACUACCGUUAUAUUAACUGCAUGAAAAGGAACCUAGAAAUACAGCUGCAGCGUGCUAAAGAAGAAAUGAAGGCAUACAUCUCCCCAGACCCCCAGGAAAGACGAAAGGCAAUUCGAGAACAGUAUACACGAAUGAUUCUGGAACAAGAAAACCUCGGGAAGAAAUUACGAGAGAAGCAGAAAGUUGUACGGGAAAGUCACGGGCCAAAUAUGAAGCAAAUUAAAAUGUGGCAGGACUUUGAGCAGUUAAUGGAAUGUAAGAGAGAAUGUUUUCUGAAACAGCAAAAUCAAAAGGCCAUUGGUCAAGUCAUUCAAGAAGGAGGCAAAGAUAGGCUUGUGUUGUGAAUGCUUCCUUCUCGAUACCAACGUAAAGUAGGGAGACAGUGUGUUGUCUUCCUAAAGGUAACCUCUUACUAGAUAUUGUUGCUUUCAUCAUUUCUACAUAAAUUUUUUGUGCGUUAUUUGGUUUUGGUGGAUAAACAAAGAGAGCGACUAACCACUACGAAGCUUUUCCUCCAUUGUUUAAGGGACAACGUAACGUGGUUAGGAGGAUCUGUUGUGAGAGCUGUGCUAGGGUGAACCUCAUCGUAAAUCUUUGUUUUAUGAGGCUGGGAAUGGCAUGCAUCUGCAGGGAGAUCAAAGGAAAAGAAAUCCUUCUCCGGGGUCACAGAAAACUUACGUAAUUGCUCUGCUCCUUAUUCUGUAUCACUAAGGUUAUAUUUUUGCAAGGCCUGGGACUUGAUAUUGUGUAAUUAUGGCCCUCCUGGCUUGGCCCUCUCCUUCCCUAUUGUCUUUAUUCAUCUAGUGUGACUGGCAAGAAUGGAGCCAUUUUCACUCUGAGCUGCACAGACCUUGCCUGCACACUGCUAGUCAUACUUUCCUUGCACGGUUGAGUUAAAUUGAUUGUGCUUCCAGGAGACAGCUCAUUGCUACAGCGUCAGGAGUAGCUUCUGAGAACAAUUACUUGGAAUCUGAGCUUUUUCCAUUAUCUUUUGUUGUUGUUUUUAACAAACGUAUUUCUCUUGCACAUAUAUCUUCUUCUAAUUUUUCCGAGUUGCCCGCGUGGAAGUGUAAAUGGUGGUCGACUAAAGGCUUCCUCCACCGAGGACACUUUGUGCUGUCUGCUCUGUGCAGCACGGUUCCAAAGUGAUUACACUACCCAGAAAGGGUCGUCCCAGGGAUGGAGGGUUAUUGAUGGAUGUAAAUAUGGCACAGUGGUUCUUGCAUAAGUUAGGGUAUGCAGAACAGGUAGAUAGGCAAGGCUGCCUUCUACUCUGGCUUUGACCCGUGAGCCACAGGCAACUGUCACUGCCCUUAACACUGCAUCACGAGACCCGCAGCUGACCCAGGGUUAGAGGAAUGUAGGUGAGGCUUGAAACUGUCCCUCACGCUUCAUCAUUUCGGAUGAGCGCCUCUUAGCCACAAUCAAAGAUCAGCAGCAGAGAGAUAAGUCUGCGGGACCAGAACUCUUGCUAUUCUUCUUUAGUCUCUUGGCUUAUUGAAUUU